Molecule: messenger RNA, 1978 nt
Organism: Saccostrea cuccullata (small rock oyster)
Lineage: Eukaryota; Metazoa; Mollusca; Bivalvia; Ostreida; Ostreidae
Exons: 7
Coding region: 44-1636 (530 amino acids)
Source: RefSeq, a predicted model, not a curated record
GAUACAUAAUCACACUUGAGAGUUGAAUUCAUUCAUGUGAAAGAUGACAGCCUAUAAUUUUACUUCACGUAAGCAGCUGAAAAAUCUACUGAAUGAUGUGGAAGGUGUUCAGAAACAUGACAUUCAUUCUUAUGCAGGGGGUCAUUUGAAUGAAGCUUAUUUGUAUAAACCACCCUCAUCAUGGGCAAGUAGUAAAUGGACAGCUGGGAAGGGGAAGAGAAUAUCACUUGUUGAAAAAAGCACCAUUCCAGUGUCUAAUGUUAGAAAAUCAACCCAGAGAGAGGCCAAAAUGAAGGAGACAUUAUAUGACUUCAGUGUGGGAACAACGGGUAGUUUACCCUUAUAUCCUAGUGAGAUAAACAUGGCUUCACAAAUUCGAUACAAAAACGUGAAGACCCCAGUUAGUACAAUUGGGACCACAAUAGGAACCACAGAUGAUCGCCCUGAGUCAACAAAGAGAAAUCCCAGUGCUGCAUCUAAGAAAUCUAUUUACACAGAACUCCAAGAUGGUGUUUUAGUGGAAGAACUCAAAGCCGAGGAAGUAAUGUUGCCAGGGAACAGUCGACGAUCAAAAAGGCUACCCCCAAUGGAAGAGGAAAAUGAGGAGUAUGACGUUAUGGAAAACAUUCAGAAAAGUCUUCAGAUAGACAAUAUGUUAACCUUCAGGCACCAGUUUUUGCCCACUCAUCAUAUUGGGGUUACCAAAAGGGAUCAAUAUGAGAAACUUAAAUCAAUGGAAGAUCAAGUCAUCGGAUUAAAGGACGCUUCUGAACAGCAUGUACUGUCUGGUGUGAAAGCUGUCAAACACUUAGAAAAAAGACUACAGGAGGAGCUGGAAACACUUGACUUCAUUGAUGAUCACCGACCCAACUUUCACAAACUCCAGGUGUAUAGUAACGUUUUAGAGGAUUUAAUAGAGGAAAGUCCAACAUUUUCAUAUAUACUGAGGGAGAUAAAGACUGAAUAUGACAAUUACAUCUCCAAACUACUAGACCAGCAGUCUCCAGAUCAUACCAAGAAACUCCGUACACAGGUAGAGCUAAUGGUGUUCCGAGGGACGUCACGGCCGAAAGAAUUGGAGGAGGCGGAAAACAAAGUGGUCAAGUUAGAAGACAAGGCCAAGUCACUGCUGGAAAAUAAUGAAAGGUUACGGAAAGCCUUACUGGAGGAGGAGGAAUUGUUAGCCAGGGAACCCAGUGAGCCCGAACCCAGAAUACAGCUAGCCAGUGCUUACCAUGAGGAACCUACAGCAGAACUUGCCGAUGAAAUUGAACAUGUUAAAGCACUGAUCCUCGAAAAGCUGGACGACCUGAAUGCGCUCCGCACAAAGUUACGAGAAGAGUAUGUCCCCCUGACUGUGUGCACUCAUCUAGAACAGUGUAUUAAAGAAACUGAGGUGGAGGUUCAGAAGCUACUGAAACAGAAUGAGUACCUGGAGAGGAGUAUAUCAGAGAUGGAGACUGAUUUACGGGAGGCCAUUCAAGAUGCAGACACCAGUGAGAGAGACGCUAGACGCAUUUGGAGGAAGGUGAACUCAAGGAAAGGUCUGCCACACAUGCCCAAUGAAAAGAACGGAACAACGGAAAGUGAUGAUGACGACGAUGAUGAAAGCAAGUGGAACUGGUACAUUUCAUAAAAUGGAAUUCUGUCGUUAAUUAAUCCGUCCAAGUGGACUGGUACAUUUCGUAGUACGGAAGUCUGUUGUUAAUCUCUCCCAGUGGUUUGAAAGAAACAGAACAUCAAGUGGAAGUUAAUGUUUUGGAUUUUAAAUCUGUUCACCUAGCAUUACAGUUUCCUGUCUCCACAGCAAAAAAUCAUAAAAACCAGUUGUCAAAACCAAGUGACCUUUAGAGUAUGUUUUACUUCCUACUGCUGAAUGUGUGCAUUUUAUUCCAAAUGUGAUAUAUUUUCUGUCAAUUUUUUUAGUUUAUGUACCGUUAAUAUUGAAUUGUUGUUAAAUUGAAGAUGUAUAAUUUAU